AUGUUAGGCUCAGCAGUUAAAUGCAGUGUUCACUGGUUCCCUUCCGCCGAGGUCCAGCCCUCAACUGGGCCACAUGUUGGCGGAGACUUCGACUCGCGAUUCGCAUUUGCCGGGGUGCGCAUCUAUUUCCCCACUCUCCCUCAGCUUUCCCGCCUUGCGUCACUGUUCCCAACGAUGCUUUCCUCGACUGUCCGGGCGCUGCCCAGGGUCCUGACUCCAUCUACCGCCGCCCGCGCCGCGGCCCUUGCGAGGGUAGCUCCCGCAGCUGUCGCCAGCGCUCUCUCGACCCGCAAGACGGCUCGUUUCUUCACCUCGACGUCGUCGCUCCAUAAGCCACCGUCAACCGAGGCCGCUACGCAGUCAUCGCCCGCCAGCGCCGCGGCUUCGCAAGAGCACGUGGCUGCGCCUGCCUGGCUGCACCAAAGAGUGUCGCCCGAGAACGCGUUGGUCGCCGAGUGGGAAAAUGAUAUUCCCGACGCCGCGGCGCAGGGGCACAUUUCGACCUAUACGCCCGAGUACCUUGACUCGCUCAAGUUCAGGCGGGAACUGCGGGAAAGGGAAGACAAUGACUUUAGGGUCGUGGACCGGGAGGUGCCCUAUCAGAUCUGGAACAAGGCCUCGAUUGCCGACAAGCUGCGCAAAGUGGACUACGAGGAGUACAUGAAUACCGAGGAGGGCUUGUGGAAGAUUCUCUUCGACCUCGAGGCUUACGGCCUCGUCUUCCUAAAGAACGUGCCCAAGGACGAGAACUCGGUAUCGACCAUUGGCCUGCGCAUAGCCAAUCUCCAGGAGACCUUUUACGGAAGGACUUGGGACGUCAUCUCCAAGCUCAAUGCCGAAAACGUCGCAUAUACCAACUCAUACCUCGGUUUGCACGAGGAUAUGCUCUACGUGGUCCAGCCGCCCCGCAUCCAGCUCCUGCACUGCAUCGAAAAUUCGUGCGAAGGAGGCGAGUCCAUCUUCUGCGAUGGUAAUUAUGCCGCAAGGGCCAUGAUUGACGAUCCGGCCGAGGCCGAGAGCGUUGAUCUGCUAAGCAACUACCUCGUCCGCUACCACUACCAGAAGCACCCGUUCUUCUACCGUCAGGCCAGGCCCGUCUUCAACAUGAAGACGGACGACCUAGGCAACAAGGAGCUCGUCAACGUGUGGUGGUCUCCCCCUUUCCAGGCCCCCAAUCCGCCCCUGGGCCGCGAUGCCGGACACGCCCAACACCGGGCUUGGCACAAGGCCAUGCAAACAUUCGAGCGCCACCUCAACGCUGAGGCCAACGUCCACGAGUACAAGCUAACGCCCGGCGAGUGCGUCAUUUUCGAUAACAGGCGGGUCAUGCACGGACGCAAGGCCUUCAACACCGGCUCCGGCUACAGGUGGUUGAGAGGCACCUAUAUCGCCGAUGAGGACUUUAGGGCAAGGAUGAGAAGCGCCGGCGACGCGCGCGUGGAGGCGUACAAGGCGGAGAGGAAAAUAUCUGGCCCCGCAUCCCAGUUGAAGAACGCGGACGAGAAGAUGGCGGGGUACGGGUCUCUGGGUAUGUGGCUACGCACUCCUCAGGUGGAGCUGCCCCAAGAAGCCCUCGAAGGGAAGCUGUCGUAA
Molecule: messenger RNA, 1593 nt
Organism: Parascedosporium putredinis
Lineage: Eukaryota; Fungi; Ascomycota; Sordariomycetes; Microascales; Microascaceae
Source: the annotation of a GenBank genome assembly